AUGGCCGAGAAGCAUAACAAAGUACCCGACGAUAUUGAAGCAGCAGAGGCCCUGGGCCAUGUCCCUUCGCAGACGGGCGAGAUCCUCAAAGAAGGCAACAACGUGCACGAUGCCGUCUUUGGCGAAGUGACCGAAGACGGGCCUAACUAUCGCAAUGUUGGCUGGCUGGGCACCGUUGCCCUAAUGCUGAAAACCCAGAUCGGCCUCGGCGUCCUAUCUAUACCGUCUGUUUUCGACACGCUUGGGAUGGUUCCCGGCGUGAUUCUUCUCUGCAUCAUUGCUGGAAUCGCCACCUGGACAAGCUACAUGGUCGGGGUCUUCAAGAUGAACCAUCGCGAUGUAUACGGCAUUGAUGAUGCGGGAGCCUUGAUGUUUGGUCCUGUUGGUAAGGAGGUCUUUGGCAUUGCAUUCAGCCUGUACUGGAUUUUUGUUGCAGGAUCUGGCAUUCUCGGCAUGUCCAUCAGCCUCAACGCCAUCUCAGACCACGGAACCUGCACCGCCGCGUUCGUCGCCGUGGCCGCUAUAACCGGGUUCAUGCUAGCGAGCGUUCGGACCCUUGGGAAAAUCAGCUGGAUAGCCUGGUUGGGUCUGGUCUGCAUUCUUGCUGCCAUCCUCAUCGUGACGAUCAGUGUAGGCAUCCAAGACAGACCGGCAUCAGCACCCCAAGACGGCCCCUGGAUUUCCGAUUUCAAGAUCACCAACAGCCCGUCCUUUGCCGAAGGCGUCUCGGCCGUCUCGGCGCUGAUAUUCGCUUGCUCUGCGACCCCGGCCUAUUUCUCCAUCGCUGCUGAAAUGCGUGACCCCCGGCUGUUCACCCGCUCGCUCAUCGUCAGCCAGCUUGUUUCGACACUCGUCUACAUCGUCAUCGGCGUCGUGGUCUACUACUAUUGCGGGACAUUCGUUGCCUCGCCUGCCCUGGGCUCAGCCGGGCCUUUGAUCAAGAGGAUAUCGUACGGUAUUGCGUUGUCCGGCUUACUGGCCUCUACAACAAUUGUCAUUCAUCUCCCAAGUAAAUAUGCCUUCGUCCGCAUCCUACGCAACUCCUCGCAUCUCACCUCCAACUCCAUGAUUCACUGGGCCACCUGGUUGACAUGCACCCUCUCCGUCACGGUUACUGCCUACCUGAUUGCAAGCGGGAUCCCGUUCUUCAACAGCCUCGUGUCCCUGAUAGGCGCUCUGCUAGGUGCCUUCCUAGCAUACCAGGCAAGUGGGUGCAUGUGGUUCUACGAUAACUGGGAGGCACGGGAUACCCGGGACUGGAAGUGGCUGGCGUUGGCGUCAUGGAAUGUCUUCGUUAUAGUGGCAGGCACGUUUAUGACUAUUGCGGGGACUUAUGGGGCUGUCGUUGGCAUAAUCGACGAGCUGGAUCGGGAUGGGGGCUCGAAGCCGUGGACUUGUGCGGAUAAUUCGAGUUCUUGA
Messenger RNA from Aspergillus mulundensis, 1419 nucleotides. Its product is annotated as putative amino acid transporter (Mtr). Gene Ontology annotation, biological process: amino acid transmembrane transport. The transcript has 5 exons. Gene Ontology annotation, cellular component: vacuolar membrane. Gene Ontology annotation, molecular function: amino acid transmembrane transporter activity. The coding region runs from base 1 to 1419 and encodes 472 amino acids. Lineage: Eukaryota; Fungi; Ascomycota; Eurotiomycetes; Eurotiales; Aspergillaceae. The record is from RefSeq and is a predicted model, not a curated record.